AUGUUACCAUUUAUCAAUCAAAUGAAGCUCAUUGCGUCAUUCCUCCUCUCCUACCCCCUCGCCGGUCUGUUGAAGAGAAUCCCCGACGCUCAACCCUGGAAGAAGAAUGCCUUCAUCAUUGCCGUUUCCUUGUUCUAUCUCGUUGGCCUUUUCGACCUAUGGGAUGGCCUUCGCACUUUGUUCUAUAGCGCCGCCGGUACCUAUCUGAUCGCCUACUACAUUGAUGGAUCGUUGAUGCCCUGGAUCGGCUUCAUCUUCUUGAUGGGCCACAUGUCCAUCAGCCACAUCUACCGCCAGAUCGUCAACGAUCCUCAAGCGAUUGAUAUCACUGGUGCCCAGAUGGUCCUGGUCAUGAAGCUCACGUCUUUCUGUUGGAACGUUCAUGAUGGUCGACUUCCCCAAAACCAGCUCUCAGAUCCUCAAAAAUAUGCCGCGAUUACGCAUUUUCCGAGCAUCCUGGACUACAUGGGCUACGUGCUAUUCUUCCCGGCUCUUUUCGGUGGUCCGUCCUUUGAAUACGUCGACUACCGUCGCUGGCUCGACACUACUCUUUUCGAAGUCCCCCCGGGUACCGACCCGUCGAAGGUGCCCCCGACCCGUAAGAAGCGCAAGAUCCCUCGCAGUGGAACUCCUGCCACGAAGAAGGCCCUGGUUGGACUGGCAUGGAUCCUGGCAUUCCUACAGCUGGGGUCUUACUACAAUCAAGAAACCAUCCUGAGUCCCAGAUACAUGGGCUACUCCUUCCCUCGACGGGUCUGGAUCAUGCACAUGGUCGGGCUAACCGCACGCCUCAAGUACUACGGCGUCUGGUCCCUGACGGAAGGUGCUUGUAUCCUGUCUGGCAUGGGAUACAAUGGCUUCGAUCCCAAGUCCGGCAAGGUCUUCUGGAACCGGUUGGAGAAUAUCGAUCCCUGGAGUCUUGAGACCGCGCAAAACUCCCACGGAUAUCUGGGCAGCUGGAACAAGAACACCAACCAUUGGCUGCGAAACUAUGUCUAUUUGCGCGUCACCCCCAGGGGAAAGAAGCCGGGCUUCCGCGCCAGCUUGGCCACGUUUACGACCAGCGCUUUCUGGCAUGGUUUCUACCCGGGAUACUAUCUGACAUUCAUCCUUGGAUCGUUCAUCCAGACGGGAGCCAAGAACUUCCGUCGUUAUGUACGCCCGUUCUUCCUCACUCCGGACGGGAGCAAGCCGACUCCCUACAAGCGCUACUAUGACAUUAUGAGCUGGUUCGUGACUCAAGUCACCCUGUCCUUCACGGUGAUGCCCUUCAUCUUCCUCGGAUUUAGCAAGUCCAUCGGCGUUUGGCAGAGCGUCUACUUCUACGGGAUCGUCGGCAACCUCCUCAGCAUUGCCUUCUUUGCCAGCCCCGCCAAGGGCAUCCUCAUCAAGAAGCUCAAGGCCCGCAACCGGCCUCAUGUUACACGCUCAACCAGCUCCGACACCCUGCAACAGCCAACACUAGGUCUUCCAAGUGACGCUGUUCAGGCCUUUGAUGAGGCCGUGCAGGAGAUCCGGGGUGAAAUUGAAGCCAGGCGCAGACGCGGCAGUGCCGUUACCAUGCCGACUGGAGAAGAGCUGAAAGCAGUCGUGGAAAGCAAGAUUGGCCGCAAGCUCACAUGA
Aspergillus niger is the source of this 1623-nucleotide messenger RNA. RefSeq lists its product as uncharacterized. The transcript has 3 exons. The record is from RefSeq and is a predicted model, not a curated record. Bases 1 to 1623 code for a protein of 540 amino acids. Gene Ontology annotation, biological process: glycerophospholipid biosynthetic process; lipid modification. Gene Ontology annotation, molecular function: 1-acylglycerophosphocholine O-acyltransferase activity; 1-acylglycerol-3-phosphate O-acyltransferase activity. Lineage: Eukaryota; Fungi; Ascomycota; Eurotiomycetes; Eurotiales; Aspergillaceae. Gene Ontology annotation, cellular component: endoplasmic reticulum; membrane.